Plasmodium relictum is the source of this 651-nucleotide messenger RNA. Its product is annotated as fam-h protein. Bases 1 to 651 code for a protein of 216 amino acids. The transcript has 2 exons. The record is from RefSeq and is a predicted model, not a curated record. Lineage: Eukaryota; Apicomplexa; Aconoidasida; Haemosporida; Plasmodiidae.
AUGAACAGAAAAGGUAAUAUUAUCCUUAUCCCGAAUAUUAAGAUACAUUCCAGGCACUAUUCCUAUAUGGCUAAAAGCUUUAUUGAUAUAGAUAUGUCAACUUUAAAAAUAUAUAGUAAAAGAGAGAAAAAAUUUUUUUUUAAUUUUCUUCUAAAGUUUUUUAUAUGUGCACUUUUAAUUUGGAUAUUACAAUGCCACUAUAAUAUCUUGGAAUCACAAAAAAGAUAUGAUAUAUUAGGUCUAGGAGCUAAAAGAUCAUUAGCAGAAUGUAAAGAUGCAAUAAAACAAAAAAACAAAGGAUUAAAAUGCUAUGACCAGCAGGAUAUAAUAGAAAUAAAUUUAGAAUCAAAUAAUGAUCAAAAAGAGAUAGAAUAUAAUAUGAGUAUAGAAAAAGGAAAUGAAAUAGAGGAAACGGAGAAGAAUAAAAAAGUAGAAGUUAAUGAGAGAAUUUUAGGUAUUUGUAAAAAUAAUUUAAAACUAUUUUUAUCAUUCUUUGCUUUUCUUCUGUCAUUUUCUUCAUGUGCAUUAUAUGCAUUGAACAAUAUUACCAAAAAUAUGUCUUCAAUAGAUUAUACUGUAUUUCAUACUUUAGCUCUUUCAUUAAUUUCAAUCCUUUUUAUAUACGAAAAAAAAAAGGGAAAAAAAAUAUAA